This is a messenger RNA of Ahaetulla prasina, 6027 nucleotides long. It is a transcript of the gene ENTPD1, whose product is annotated as ectonucleoside triphosphate diphosphohydrolase 1. Bases 514 to 2088 code for a protein of 524 amino acids. The record is from RefSeq and is a predicted model, not a curated record. The transcript has 14 exons. Gene Ontology annotation, biological process: nucleoside diphosphate catabolic process. NCBI's taxonomy places the organism in Eukaryota, Metazoa, Chordata, Lepidosauria, Squamata, Colubridae. Gene Ontology annotation, cellular component: plasma membrane. Gene Ontology annotation, molecular function: UDP phosphatase activity; GDP phosphatase activity.
AGAGGCAGCAGAAGCUGAUCAAAGAAGCGGGAGAAGGAAGAAUAGCAGGCGUGAGCAAAGGGGAUGGAAGAGCCAAGGGAAUAGGCACUAACACAGUGGGAGUGUCUCCAGAUGGAAGGAAUGUGCUUGGUAUUGAUGUGGUGAAUGGGCGCAUUGUCAGGCUGAGUUACCCUGGCUCACAAAGAAUUCCUGUCUCUAACCCCCCUGAUGACAUUUUGCCAGAAAUAAGCCAUCAACUUACUGCCAACACAAAUAAAAGCUGGGAUUCCUUGAUUUCUCCUGAGAGCUAGAACAGAGCAGAGCAGAGCAGAGCAGAACUUUAUUCCGUGCAUCAGCUAUAACACACUACUGAAUGGUGGUGGCCUGAUUUUGCACAUCCAGCAUGUGAUAAACCAAUUGAUUGGGGGAUUUACAGACAUUUCUAUUCUUCACAUCAGCCAAUGUGAAAAGCAUCUGCCAAUCACAGAACUGCAUCAGGAAUGGAUCUCCAGCUGCAUUGAUCCCGGAAUAGAUAUGCAGAAACCCAAAAUAAAGCAGAGGCCGAGGGGAUUGUGCAGCUGGGCUGUGAUCUUCCCUCUAUUAAGUGGUAUCAUGCUGAGAAAAUAUUGUCACCUGAAAUACAUUGUUACUGGAUUAUUGUUGGUGGUGGCUCUUAUUACUUUAAUCACUGUGGCUAUCAAACAGAAUUUGUCUUCCACCAGGAACCGUAAAUAUGGGAUUGUGUUGGAUGCCGGUUCUUCCCAUACGAAUAUGUAUGUAUAUGAAUGGCCAGCUGAGAAAGAGAAUAAUACAGGAAUGGUACAUCAGAUUCACGUAUGUGAAGUAGAAGGUCCAGGAAUCUCAUCAUAUGCUAAUGCUGUGGAAAAUGCCAGUGUCCCCCUAAAGCACUGUAUGGAUUCAGCGAAGGAGAUUGUGCCACAGGAAAAGCAUCAGGAGACGCCUGUUUACCUAGGAGCAACAGCUGGCAUGCGACUGCUGAGUUUGAAAAAUAAGGAUGCUGCUAAGAGGGUUCUCUUUGCAGUGGAGGAAACAUUGCGUAUAUAUCCGUUCAAGUUCCAGGGUGCCAGGAUUCUCAGUGGUGAAGAAGAAGGUGCUUAUGGCUGGAUAACUCUUAAUUACUUACUGGGCAAAUUUACAGAGUCUAUCUGGCCAAAAGUAUUUGCCCAUGCUUUCUUCAAAAGUAGGACAACAGGAGCACUGGAUCUUGGAGGAGCAUCUACACAGAUUACCUUUGUACCCGAUCCAGAUAAAAUUGAAUUACCAACAGAUAUAAUAAAUUUCCACCUCUAUGGCAAAGAAUACAUGGUAUAUACUCAUAGCUUCUUAUGUUAUGGGAAGGACCAAGCUCUUCGACUCAAGCUGUUACAAGAUGUUCUUUCUUCAACAACUGACAGACUCCAGGAUCCAUGUUUCCACCAAGGAUAUGUGAGGACACUUAAUGUUUUUGAUCUGACCACAAAUCCCUGCACAGCACGUAACAUCACUGCACCGUAUUCUCAGAUCCAAAUCCAAGGCGAUGGGAAUUAUGAAAAAUGCUUAGAAAGCAUCCAGAGAAUCUUUAAUACUGAAGACUGUCUUUACUCCAGCUGCUCAUUCAAUGGCAUUUUCUUGCCUGAGGUAUCUGGAGAAUUUGGGGCAUUUUCUGCUUUCUACUAUGUAAUGAAUUUUCUAAAUGUGACCGAAAAACCUAUGGACCAAGUGAUAGAAACAGUGAAGAACUUUUGCUCCAAACCCUGGAAUGAGGUGAAAGCCGAAUUUCCUAAGGUAAAAGAGAAGUACUUGAGCGAGUACUGUUUCUCGAGUACAUACAUUAUCUCCCUGCUCAGCCAGAGAUACAACUUCACUAAGGAAAAAUGGCAGAAUAUCCACUUCCUGGAGAAGAUUCAAAACAGUGAUGCAGGAUGGACACUGGGCUAUAUGCUAAACCUUACCAACAUGAUCCCAGCAGAGCAGCCUUACACACACCUCUUGUCUCACGCAGGUUUUAUCAGCUUCAUGGUCCUCUGCUCUGCUCUAGUGAUGACUCUGCUCUUAGUAGGCUGGAUUAUAUAUCACAAACCAAAGUGCCUGAGAAAGGAAAUAAUUUAGGAUGCAGAAGGAAAUUUGACACAUCUAUGGAAACACUGUGGUCAAGAUCAGGGGUUGUACUUUCCUACUCUGCUCUGCUGAAAUAUCUAGUUUAUAUGAGAGCUUUCUGGGCGGUUUGCUCAGGCACCAACAGAUGCCAAAACAACAGCAUGCUACCAUUCUAUUCAUCUCCCUCAGAUUGAAGAUUCACUUCUCAUCCUGCUCUAAUUGAGGGUUGAUAAAUUCUUGCAUGUUGUAUUAAAACAAACCCUACUUCUCUCAGGAAUGCCACUUCAAUCAUACAUUGCUUUGGUUCUGGAAAUACAGCACAGGAACAUCCAGUCAGAUGGGCUGAACACUGCAAGGACUAACUUAUGCCGAGAGCUGCAGCUGCUCUUCGAUCAUGUGUUUUCUUUCAUGCUACUGGAAAAAACACAAGCAUUCAGAAAUACCAUCUACCACCCAAUUACCAAUUUGAAGUAGUCCUUUAUUAGAUUUGUGAUAGUAUUUGUAUUAUUUCAUUGUAGUAGUAUUUGUAAUAAUUCAUCUAUGAAAGAGGUUGAAAGUGAAAACCUUUGACAAUAGCUUAUUAAUUGCUGGGAAAAGAAGGGAAGAGUACUCUCCCCUAAAAGCUAAGGAACAAAAUGCAGCUUAUGAAUUUGCAGCUUGACCAGGAAAAGGAGCAGUAAAUUAUUCCUGAUUGUAACGGUUGGUACCUGAGUAACAGGCCUUGCACUGAUGAACUGUUUAUGAAGUAUUUGGAUUCACUGUCAGCUGCCUUAUGUAAGUUAUAUAGUUCUUGGGCACUGAGGUUUGAUUUCACACUGUAUAUUAUCAAAAUCCAUUGGUAUUAUUAUUAUUAUUCAAAAACUAUACUGGGGAAGAGGGAAACAACCCCUUCGCAACCAAAUUCACAUGCUUGCAAUGCAGACGUUCUUAAGGGUAGGACCUGUGGAAGAAGAAUUCCUUCUUACAAGCACCAAAGGAAUGUACCUAGGGGAUAAAAAAACUACCUUGCACUGAGGUUUUAUUGUAAAUUAGGAAUACAGGUAGUCCUCGACUUACAAUAGUUCGUUUAGUGACUAUUCAAACCUACAACAGCAUUAAAAAAGUAACCUAUGACCAUUUUUCAGACUUACGACCACUGUAGCAUCCCUAUGAUCACAUGAUCAAAAUUCAGACAGUUGGCAACUGGUUCAUAUUUAUGAUGGUUGCAGGGUUCCUGGUUCAUGCGAUCAACUUUUGCAAACUUCCGGACAAGCAAAGUCAAUGGGGAAGCCAGGUUCACUUAACAGCUGUGUUUCUAACUUAACAACUGCAAUGAUUCAUUUAACAACUUUGGAAGAAAGUUUGUAAAAUGGGGCAAAACUCACUUAACAAAUGUCUCACUUAGCAAAUUUUGGGCUCUGUGGUCGUAAGUCGAGGACUACCUGUAUAGUCAAAGCUUUUCCAGCAUUCCUAUAACAAAUGAGCCAGUCUGUUAAUCUAGCCUGUCUGCUGAUUAGCAAACCUAAGUUAUCCUCUGGUAACAUUAUUGAUCCAGCAACAUUUGAAAACAUCAGCAGCCAACCUGCCUAUACAUCUAUGCCACUCUUGCUAUUUGCUUCAGGAUAGAAACAUUUCUGCCAAUCUCAACCCUUCUGGAGAAUCAGACCAAUGGAAUAAGCCUGUCAUCCAGUGAUGAAAUUCAAUUUUUUUUUACUACGGGUUCUGUGGGCGUAGCUUGGUGGCCAUGGUGUGGCUUGGUGAGCAUGGCAGGGGAAGGAUACUGCAAAAUCACCAUUUCCACCCCAUUCCAGGGGAAGGAUACUGCAAAAUCUCUAUUCCCACCCCACUCUGGGACCAGCCAGAGGUGGUAUUUGCAGGUUCUACGAACUACUCAAAAUUUCCACUACCGGUUCUCAAUAACUUGUCAGAACCUCUGGAUUUCACCCCUGCUGUCCUUCACCAAUAAUCAUGGCUUUAGUUAGGGAAGAUUCAUGCAGACAGAGCUGAUAUAGUAGGGAAAAAAGUAAAAGCCAGUUUGGCCUAGUGGUUAAGGCAUUAGAACAUGGAGGACCAUGAGUUCAAGUCUCACCUUAGCCAUGAAAACCAACUUGGUGACUUUGGGCCAGUCACUCUCUCUCAGCCCAACCUGCCUCACAGGAUUGUUGUUAUAUGGAAAAUAGGAGGAGGAAGGUGCGUUUGAUACGUUCGCCACCUUGAGUUAUUUGUAAAAAUAAUAAAGGUGGGAUAUUAAAUAAAUGCAUAUAUAUGGUCAAUCAAAUUUUUCACCCACCAGCUUUCCAGUUUUCAGAAGAUUAGAUUUAUCUUGUGUUGCAUAUUACAGUAGAUCAAAUCUGAGAGUUUAAAUGGUAGGAUCACAUGGUGGAAAAUAUGGGGAGAUAAUCAGAGAUCCAGAGGCUGACAGUUGAUCUGGUAGGCAUCUGAUACCGGCAUUGAAGGAACUAGGAUAGAUAAAGGAAAUGUUCAUGCUGUUUGGCUAUUUUAAGGAAUCUGCUUUUAUUUAAUCCAUAAUUAUAGAAACAUAAAAAUAGAAUAUAGAAACAUUGUUUAACAUAACGAAGUGAUUCACGAAUGUUAAGCAUUGGUCCAUUUGGGACAUACUUUUCUUAAAUUAUAGUAGCUUAUUUGUUCAUUUCUUAGUUACAAACCAUGUUUAUAAUCUACAGCGUUUGAGUUGACACACUGUACUAAGUCAUAAGAUGGCACAUUUUGUCUUUGUACAAUGUAUAACUCUAAAAUUAGCAAGAAUUUUAAUGGCCCUUCUUAUUUAACACAGAAUGUUUUUCAACAAUGUGGUUCCCACCUCAGGAAUUUUAUUUCAAACAAGUAUACUUUUGACAAGUAAUGAUAUGGAUUACCAUUUAAAAGAGUUUGCAAAGACAUGAAAGAGGAUAGUAUUUAAAAUCUAAUGAAUAGAAGUAAGAGAACUUGAAUGAGAAUUCUGAAUCAGAGUAUGAAACAUAUUCAUGCUAUACUCAUAUCAUAUUCAUGCCCGGUAAGUAUUGACUACAUUUAUGUGUCAGAAUUGUUGGGAAUCUUGCUUAAGUGAGAAUAAGCAUUACAGCAUAUACUAUGCCAGAUAUUCACAUGCCAAUUACUCAAAAUAAGCAUUCAUUUUGCACUAAUUUUUCAAAAGCUUUUUUACUAGUCACCAAAUGCAUUCAUGUUAGUGAAGUGGUUUUCUAGAUGAGUUGUAUUUAUACUCACUCAUCUUUGCACAUUCAGAACCUUCCUUAGUCCAAAUAUGGAAUAGAUAAAUAAAAAUAAAUAACAAUGUUCUACCUGCUUCCCAGCUACUUUGGAAUUUUAAUAGGAAAAAAAAUCAGUUGACAUUCUUUCAGUAUUUUUCUGCCUUACUGAUUGGAGUGAGACAGUCACUAGAACAAGUGACAAUCUCGUUAUUCUGCCAGUCUGAUACUAUUCAGAUGUGCUGGACUACCAUCUCCAUCAUCCCCAGUUUGCAUGUCCAAUCCUCUUGUUGAAAAGAUGGCAGCACUGAUAGUCCUACAUUCCUGGAAGGCCCCAUGAUUGGGGAAAGCUUGUCUACCUCUUUAUAUUGAUCCUAGUUAAUAGGUGUCUGUUAUUCUUUUGUGAUUUAAUCUGUCCAAAUUACACAAUGUAUUUGGUCCCUUAUCCUGUUACUGGGAUUGCUGCUGAAUUCAUACUCUUUAAGAGGCUGAUUUGCAAGAAUCCCAACUGUAGGCAUAUGGUGGGAAGGGAAUUAAGAGCAAGGAAUGUACAGUAUAUUAUUAAACAUCUGUGUCCAGUAGCCCCUCCUGGCCUCAGGCUUGGAGGAGGAAUAAUUCAGGACUGGUGAUGCUGGAAUGCUGUCACAUACUUCCUGAAAAUAGUUUAAACCUUGUCUUUCCUGCUCAAAUGAAACAAAUAUUCACUUUAUACAUGUGUACAUCUCUGUAUUUAUAUGGCAUAUUAAAAAUGCUUUGAUUAAUGUCA